CCUCCACCGGCCAUGUAAACGAAUUUGUGAUGCGUGAAACGGCCAAGCAGCAGGGCGUGCGACUGGUGGGGGAAAUGCAGCCAUGUGUGGGCUGCGUGGAGGCGAAGAGCAGGCGGGCACUGGUGCCGCGGCGUGGCACGCGCGCUGCGGUACCGUUCGGCAAAGUCCACAUCGACCUCACGGGCCCGUUGUCUGACGCGCUGGACGGCUCCCGGUUCCUGAUCAUGUUCGUGGACAGCGCAUCGCGGUGGCAACGGGGGUACGGGAUGCGGGCCAAGAGCGACACCCUGAAGUUCGUGCAGCGGUUCCUCGCCGACAUGAACGGCAUGGGCACUCCGGGGUGUUUCCGCAUGGACAACGGCGGCGAGUUCACCGGCUCCGCGUUCACCUCGUUCUGCGACGCUGCUGGCAUUCGGCGCGAGUACACCGCCCCCGACACCCCCAAGCAAAACGCGGUGGUCGAGAGCGCCAUUUGGCGCGCCAUGAAGGGGGGCCACGCCGCGCGCCGCCACAUCCUCGCCAUGGGCCACGUCGACCUCUCCUCGAUCCCCAACGUCGGCGUCAACGGACAUCGCUGUGGCUCGCGUCGGCGCUGUGGGCAUCCGCCUGCUUCAACCGCUCCGCGACGAAGGCCAACCUGGGCUGGAUGUCGCCGUUUGAGGCGUUCUUCGGCCGGAAGCCGCCCCUCACCGUCGUCCCUUUUUUCCAGGAGGGGAUGAUGCGCGUGAAGCGGGCCACCAAGGCGGACGUCCAAUCCGCGCGGUGCUUCUACUUGCACGGCGCCAACAACCACUCGACGUCUACCGCUGUCGUUCUUCGCGCUGACACCGGUCGCCUCGCCCUCACCAACAACGUCGUGUGGGUCAACCGCCGGGCAGGAGCGCCGGCCCCGGUGCCGGGCAUCGGGGGGGGUUCUUCGGUCACCG
Molecule: messenger RNA, 926 nt
Organism: Ectocarpus sp. CCAP 1310/34
Lineage: Eukaryota; Phaeophyceae; Ectocarpales; Ectocarpaceae
Source: the annotation of a GenBank genome assembly